Notolabrus celidotus (New Zealand spotty) is the source of this 573-nucleotide messenger RNA. It is a transcript of the gene hint1, whose product is annotated as histidine triad nucleotide binding protein 1. The record is from RefSeq and is a predicted model, not a curated record. The transcript has 3 exons. Bases 53 to 433 code for a protein of 126 amino acids. Gene Ontology annotation, molecular function: hydrolase activity. Gene Ontology annotation, cellular component: nucleus; cytoplasm. Gene Ontology annotation, biological process: purine ribonucleotide catabolic process. Lineage: Eukaryota; Metazoa; Chordata; Actinopteri; Labriformes; Labridae.
AGUUUUUCAGUACCAAAAUCGGCACUGACAGCUGAACUUUGUCUGCGCCAACAUGGCUGAUGAAACGGCCAAAGCGCAGGUCGCCCAGCCGGGUGGAGACACUAUAUUUGGAAAGAUUAUUCGUAAAGAGAUUCCUGUCGAGUUACUGCAUGAAGAUGACCAGUGUGUAGCUUUCAAUGAUAUUUCACCUCAAGCUCCCACUCACAUCCUCGUGGUGCCAAAAAAACCAAUUGUGAGGCUGUCUGACGCAGAGGACAGUGAUGCUGCAUUGUUGGGCCACUUGAUGAUAGUUGCAAAGAAGUGUGCUCAAACUGCGGGUCUGGCUAAAGGCUACAGGAUCGUCAUCAAUGAUGGAGCCGACGGUGGCCAGUCAGUCUACCACAUCCACAUCCACGUCCUGGGUGGUCGUAGUAUGGGAUGGCCCCCCGGCUAACCUCUACCUCCAAGCAUAGACCGUCCUGCUAUAAGUGUUCAACCUGUGCUGUUAAAUUUGAACUAAAACUGUUCGUCAUGUAAAACAAGUCAAAGAAAACCGGGAAAUUCAUCAAUGAUAAUAAAAUGCACUUCACAACA